UGCCCGGUCCCGUGACUGCGCGCCCCGCCCGGAGCCGCGGCCGCCGUCAUGCAGUCACCGGCGGUGCUCGUCACCUCCAGGCAAGUUCAGAAUGUCCACACAGGCAUCGACCUGUCUGUGCCCCAGCACCAGGAGGUGCGGGGCAAGAUGAUGUCCGGCCACGUGGAGUACCAGAUCCUAGUGGUGACCCAGCUGGCUGCGUUCAAGUCCGCCAAGCACAGGCCUGAGGAUGUUGUCCAGUUCUUGGUCUCCAAAAAGUACAGCGAGAUUGAGGAGUUUUACCAGAAAUUGAGCAGUCGUUAUGCAGCAGCCAGCCUCCCCCCACUCCCCAGGAAGGUCCUGUUUGUUGGGGAGUCUGACAUCCGGGAAAGGAGAGCCGUGUUCAAUGAGAUUCUGCGCUGUGUCUCCAAGGAUGCCGAGUUGGCUGGCAGCCCCGAGCUGCUAGAAUUCUUAGGCACCAGAUCCCCAGGGCCUAUGGGUCUCGCUAGCAGAGAUUCCUCUGUCCUGGAUGAUGCACACAGCCAAGCAGGGAACGAUGAGGAUGCUUUUGACUUCUUUGAGCAGCAAGAUCGAGGGGCUGGUGAGGGUCUGCCCACCCUGGGCCUGAAGGACGAAGACGCAGAAAAGACCCUAAAGGAGGAAGAAGAGGAGGAGGAGGAGGCAUUGGAUCCUCUGGGCAUCAUGCGCUCCAAGAAGCCCAAGAAACCCCCUAAAGUGGCUGUGAAACCUCGACCCUCACCCCGGCUCACCAUCUUUGAUGAGGAGGUGGACAUGGAAGACAGGCUCUUUGACCCAGGCAGGAAGCACUCCCCGCAAAGCCCCUCAGAGGAGCCACCUCCCUCAGACUCUCUGAAGCUGUUUGAUGAUCCUGACCUCGGCGGUGCUGUCACUCUGGGUGACUCCUUACUGCUGCUGCCAGCUCCCUAUGAGAGCAGAGGCCCCACAUCCAGCCCAGGCCACAGGGAUUCCUCUGAGGAACUGUUCAGAGUCGAAGAGGACUUGGACCAGAUUCUGAACCUGGGUGCUGAGCCCAAACCCAAGCCCCAGCCUAAGCCCAAGCUACUGGUGGCUGCGAAGCCAGCACUACCCAGAAAGCCAGCUGUUCCCCUCAAAGCAGGCCCAUCUGAAGCAGCAGCUGGGCUGCAGAAGCCACAGCAGCAGAUCCAAGCCAUGGACGAGAUGGACAUCUUGCAGUAUAUCCGGGACCAUGACACACCUGCCCAGGCCACCCCCAGCCUCUUUUGACCCACCCCCCACAUGCUGGCCCUGGCCUGGGCAGGCCUGCCUGUGAGGAAAGGACUGGCCAGCCAUUGCCUACUUGGGCUUCAGGACACAAAGCCAGCAUCCAGCAUUGCAGCUGUCAGCAGAGUGGGUCACAGCCGCACCCCCCACACUCAGCAGGGGGCCAGGCUGGGCUUCCAUCUGGUUCCACCUCCCUCUCCCAGGGGCAGGAUGCUCUUGGGCUUAUGCUCCGAGGCCUUCACUGUCCUCAGGGUCUGGACCUGAUCUGUGGCCUUUCAGCAGCAGAGCUGCCUUUCCAGGGGGCAGGAACCAUGUGCCAGGGCAGGGCCAGUGCCUUAGACUUCUCCUGACCCCUCAGAGCCCUGGCACACAGGUCUGGGCACCAUGAAAGUGCUCAGGAAAUUCUCAGAUAUUUAAUGGAGCAAAGAAUGUCAGGAUAAAGAAUGUCAGAAUUUCUUGGAUAAAUUCUUUAUGUUCAGGGCUAGUUUUUAAUGAAAUGCAACCGCUGUUGUUCCUUGGCCUGUCCUGCCUGGCAGAGGUAUUAGAGGGGCUGGGACUGGAACCUCAGACCCUUUUCCAAUAUACACCAAGACUCAACCCUGAGGGCCCCGGUUGACACUGGGUUUUUGCAACCGUCAGGGUCUAGUACCACCAGUGCCUGCCCCAUGCCAGGACCUGUCUGCUCUGUCCUGCAUCUUGCUAUGUCCCCCACCAACUCCUAGUCCUGGGAAGAUCCCUGCCCUCCCCUCCAUCUGUGCCGGAGUGAGAGAGAACUGGUGGUUCAGAGACAGAGAGCUAAGUUCCUCCUCUUCCUCCCCAGCUCUGCACCCCUUGCUGAUGGCAGAGGAGGGAAGGCAUGGCGAGGUGGGGGUCCGUGUCUCCCUCGGGCUCCUUCCCCUCCCUACCCUCUCCUAUGCAUUCGUCACCUUUGGUGAACAGGGCAGAGAACACACAGGGCUAGUGACUGUGGGGCUGGUUCUCUGGUGGGGGUCCUGGCCUGCCACCCUGGUGUGGGGUUAGGCCCUUUGGACCAACCGCCUCCAUGGCCUGGAGUUCUCUGAACAUGCAGUGGAGGUUUGUGUUUCCCCAGAUGUUGACGAUCCAGUUGUGGCUUGUUUUUACUGCAGAUCUGUGAUCUACUGGCCAAUUGAUGACAGUCGUCAUCCAGUAAAGCCUGUGUCCUUGACUUA
Otolemur garnettii (small-eared galago) is the source of this 2432-nucleotide messenger RNA. RefSeq names its product HCLS1 binding protein 3 (gene HS1BP3). Bases 49 to 1245 code for a protein of 398 amino acids. Gene Ontology annotation, molecular function: phosphatidylinositol binding. The record is from RefSeq and is a predicted model, not a curated record. The transcript is spliced from 8 exons. NCBI's taxonomy places the organism in Eukaryota, Metazoa, Chordata, Mammalia, Primates, Galagidae.